AUGGAGAGCAACAUGCAGCAGCAGCAGUCCGCUAGCCAGGCUUCUGGUAGCAACGCCUCUGGCGACAACAUGAGCGCCCAUGGUCAUGACGCCCAGCAGAUCCAGCAGCAUCAGGCCGAGAUCAAUGCUCCUGAUGGCCCCGCUGCUGACAGCCCUGGUCAUGACAGCAACAUGAAUCUUCACGAUGAUGAUAUCCAGCAGGCCCAGCAGCAGCAGGCCCAGCAGCACCAUGUGCUUGUCCCCAACCAUCACCACGGCAUGGUCCCGAUUGCUCACGACCCCACUGCUCAGAAUCAGCACCAGCUCGCGCUUCAGGUCCACGGCCAGGCUUUCGGCCAGAACAAUCAAGCCCACCAGCAGAUGCCCAACCCUGUCGGUGCCGGAAACCCUGCUGCUAGUUCGCAGAACGCCAUCAUGGCUGCUCAUGGUCCUCAGUCCUUGGCCUUCGGCCAGGCUCUUCAUGCCCAGCAGCAGGUGUACACCGCUAUCGGUGCCGCAAUGGCGGCUUCCAACCACAACGCCAACAUGGCUGCUCAGCCUCAUCAACAGCAGAUUCCCAAUGCUGUCGGUGCCGGAAACCAUGCCCCCAACAUCCAUAAUGCCAUCAUGGGUGCUCAAGCUCCCCAGCCAAGCCUCCCUGGAGCCGCCAACCCGAUGCACUGUUCUAAGUGCCGCAAGAAUGGCAAUGUGGCGUGGAAUACCCGCUUGCAGGACCCAGAUGCACAGUCGCGCGUCUUGAAGACGUUCGCCACGUGCAACCACUGCAAGUGGUCACCUCGCUUGCAGGACGAGUCGGCUAUCAACUGGGUCAUGCGCAAUGCCCCCUGGCUGGUCAACGACGUUGGGGCGUACUGCCCUUGUUAUGUGGGCAGCGCGGGUAAUCAUGCCCCUCACCCCAUGUGCCUCACCCGCACCCGCACCCGCGCGGGUGCUCCCGCUCCGGCCGCCCUUCACGCCGCUGCUCCGGCCGCUGUGCUCGCUGCCGCCCCCGCCCCGCCCCCGGCCGCGCCUCCUGCUGCUCUCCUUGGAGUUCCGCCUGCGGGCUUCGUGCCCAACCCUGUGGCUCCCGUCGCCCUGAUGCUUCCUGAUGCCGGUGGUGCUGGCUAUGACCUCGACGACGGAGAUGCAGAGCUUUUUGUUAUGCCUGGAGAGCAUUAG
Molecule: messenger RNA, 1158 nt
Organism: Colletotrichum tamarilloi
Lineage: Eukaryota; Fungi; Ascomycota; Sordariomycetes; Glomerellales; Glomerellaceae
Exons: 2
Coding region: 1-1158 (385 amino acids)
Source: RefSeq, a predicted model, not a curated record